Molecule: messenger RNA, 1305 nt
Organism: Penicillium maclennaniae
Lineage: Eukaryota; Fungi; Ascomycota; Eurotiomycetes; Eurotiales; Aspergillaceae
Exons: 1
Coding region: 1-1305 (434 amino acids)
Source: RefSeq, a predicted model, not a curated record
AUGGACGAGGGCCCAAUCUUACACCAACGAUUCGGCAAAAGAACACCAACAUCGAAGACUACCGAGUCAAUCGACGAACAAAUCCUCCCCUCUCUAGUAGCCCAAUCAAUGGGCAAGCAACAGCCCGUCAUCUUCGGUUCUUUCGUAAUCACGGCAUUCAAACGAUGGUUCGGCCUGAACAAAUAUCGCGUCCACGUCCCAUGGACAACAUACGUCGCAGGAAAGCUAGGGCAAAGUCCAGCCUUCGACGCAUCGGUCUAUAGUCUCAACGCGAUCUUCAUGGGCCACGCACAUACCGAUACCAAUUUACAACGCUCCAGUCGGGAGAUGUACAGCAAGGCACUGCGACUGUUCGGCAAAAGAAUCCACGACCCGAAUCAAAUGAAGUCACGCGAAAGUGUCAGCAUAACCAUUCUCCUCAGUCUAUUCGAGACGUACUCGCGAACGGAUCCAGACUCUUGGGCUCGUCAUGCUGGUGGUACGGCUUUACUCAUGGCGCAUCGUGGUCCAAAUGCUCAUUUGACGGGGUUCGAUCGCUGCCUGUACCUGUCCUUCCGAAGCUUCAUUGUCGCCGAGGCUUUUGUGAAUGAUAAGCCGUGCAUCUUCGAAAGACCUGAGUGGCAGGCUCUUAUUGAUCAAGUGCGGAGUGAAGAUAUGGCCGAUCCACGCGUUGACGGACCGAUUGCACUCUUCAUUGAUCUACAAGACCGGAUAUUUAUGGAGGGUUCCAAGGUCCCGGGCUUACUUUUCCAGGCUCGCAGACUUCAUAUAGAGUCCGAUAGGGAACAAGCUUCUCAAUUCCUGGCAUUGCGGUCUCUGCAAUGUUGCCAGGCUCUUCGUAGGCUUUCUACGCAAUUACGGAUCGCGGCAGCGGCACAGAGCUCGCGGGCUGAUGUUGCUGGGGAUGGUGCCAAGGGGGCAUUCAUUGGACCUGUUCCUUCCACAUUUCCACAGGAAAUCGCCAAUAGUGUAUUGAAAGGGUCAGACAUCUGUCUGUAUAUUCUACAGAUGUUACUUGACUACCUUGCAUGCCUCGAGAAAGACAAGACAGGCCAUAUGACGCGCAAAUCCUUUCAAGGUGAUCGGGAAAUGUCGGAUCCCUUGCCAUUUCGGAUUGUGUCCAAGUUGAAAGCAGACAUGAAUCAUGAUAUCAUUCCCGCGAGUGAGUGGUGUGACAUGGCGGCUGCAUCAAUGGGACUCGAAGCGUUUGAGGUCCGUACUUGUGCUGUCGAAGACUCCGAUUUUACUCACUUUCGAGGCAACUUGAAGGAACGAGGCACGGCCUCAUCUAUACCGCGGUACUGA